AGACCGGAGACCCCUCACACACCCCUGCCCCUCCCCUGCCUGAGGGACCUCCCUGGGGCGGGGGCUGAGACCUGACAAACUCAUCUCGGCCCAGCCAGCCAAUGGGACUAGGCAGGGCUCCCAAGGAGGGGAAGGUCCCCGGGCCAGCCAGUCCCCAGCCCUGGGGCUGGAUCGGGGCCAGUGCCCCCCAGAGGGGAAAGGCCCCAUCCCCCCUGCCCCACUGGAAAAAGGCCGCCCCCCGUCUGUGUGUCUCUGGGUCCGUCCGCCCAGGUACGCCAUCACCGUCUGGAGCCAGGAGGGCGCGGAAGCCAAAGGCAAAUACCAGCCGGGAAAACCAGGACCCACCGAGCUGCUUCCACGGGGAGACCCUGGUGACGACCACACACAACCUGUUCUUCGGGGGGACAGAGACCGUCAGCACCACCCUGCGCUACGGAUUCCUCCUCAUGAAGUACCCGGAGAUACAGGCCAAAGUCCACGCUGAGCUGAUCGGGUGGCACCGCAGACCGUCGGUAGACGACCAGGCGCACGUGCCCUACGCCGACGCCGUGAUCCACGAGGUGCAGCGCUUCGGCGACGUGAUCCCCAUGGGGCUCCCGCACGCGCUGACCCGGGACACCCGGUUCAGGGGUUUCCUGCUGCCAGAGGGCACCAACGUCAUCCCGCUGCUGUUCUCCGUUCACAACGACCCCGCCCAGUUCAAAGACCCGGCCUCGUUCGACCCGGCCCAUUUCCUGGACCCGAGAGGAGGUUUCCGAAAGCAAGACGCCUUCAUGGCCUUCUCCAUGGGGAAGAGGAACUGCCUGGGCGAGGGCCUGGCCCGCAUGGAGCUCUUCCUCUUCUUCACUGCCGUCCUGCAGAGCUUCGCCCUCACGCCCCUCGUCCGCCCAGAGGAAAUCGACAUCUCGCCCUUGAUGAGUGGCCUGGGGAACGUGCCAGGUCCCUACGAGCUCCGGGCUGUCCCUCGCUGAGCGAGCCGCUGCCCCAUCCCGCCUGGCUCCCCCUUUCACAGCCUCGUGUCCCGCAGCCUUUGAACGCGUGAGAUGAGCUCGCCGGCCUCGUCGCUUGCAGUGUCUAAUCAGGAUGGUGGUCUUCUCUCUUUUCAAAGUCCUGAGCUCCGGAUUUGUGAGUUUGGUUCAAGUUUUCAUUAAACUCAAAUACAAAUAAAAAUUGUCCAGCUCUGGGGGUGAUAGAGAAAAGUUUACAAACUUGACUCGAGUAAAGAAACCAGAAGCAAAUAAAACAAACCCAAAUCUUG
Molecule: messenger RNA, 1258 nt
Organism: Caretta caretta (loggerhead turtle)
Lineage: Eukaryota; Metazoa; Chordata; Testudines; Cheloniidae
Source: RefSeq, a predicted model, not a curated record